Molecule: messenger RNA, 1053 nt
Organism: Anoplopoma fimbria (sablefish)
Lineage: Eukaryota; Metazoa; Chordata; Actinopteri; Perciformes; Anoplopomatidae
Product: glyceraldehyde-3-phosphate dehydrogenase-like
Exons: 10
Coding region: 91-975 (294 amino acids)
Biological process (GO): glucose metabolic process
Molecular function (GO): NADP binding; NAD binding; oxidoreductase activity, acting on the aldehyde or oxo group of donors, NAD or NADP as acceptor
Source: RefSeq, a predicted model, not a curated record
CGUAUCGGCCGUCUGGUGACCCGCGCCGCCGCCACAGGAGGCAAGGUGGAGGUGGUGGCCAUCAAUGACCCCUUCAUCGAUCUGGACUACAUGGUCUACAUGUUCAAGUACGACUCCACUCACGGUGUGUGGAAGCACGGAGAGGUGAAGUCCGAGGGCGGCAAGCUGGUCAUCGGCAACAUGCACAUCACGGUCUUCCACGAGAGGGACCCCGCCAACAUCAAGUGGAGCGAUGCCGGCGCCGACUACGUUGUGGAGUCCACCGGUGUUUUCACCACCAUCGAGAAAGCCUCCGCUCACCUGAAGGGCGGCGCCAAGAGGGUGGUGAUCUCUGCCCCCAGCGCUGACGCUCCCAUGUUCGUCAUGGGCGUCAACCAGGACAAGUACGACAACUCCAUGAAGGUCGUCAGCAACGCCUCCUGCACAACCAACUGCCUGGCUCCCGUCGCCAAGGUCAUCAACGACAACUUCGUCAUCGUUGAGGGUCUCAUGAGCACCGUCCACGCCAUCACCGCCACACAGAAGACCGUCGACGGGCCCUCCGGUAAGCUGUGGAGGGACGGACGUGGAGCCUCACAGAACAUCAUCCCCGCCUCCACCGGAGCCGCCAAGGCCGUCGGCAAGGUCGUCCCCGAGCUGAACGGUAAACUGACCGGCAUGGCUUUCCGUGUCCCCACACCCAACGUCUCUGUGGUUGAUCUGACCGUCCGUCUGGAGAAGCCCGCCAAGUAUGACGACAUCAAGAAGGUGAUCAAGGCCGCUGCUGAGGGACCCAUGAAGGGAAUUCUGGGAUACACAGAGGACCAGGUUGUGUCCACAGACUUCAACGGUGACUGUCGCUCCUCCAUCUUUGACGCCGGCGCCGGCAUCGCCCUCAACGACCACUUUGUCAAGCUGGUUUCAUGGUACGACAACGAGUACGGCUACAGCCACCGUGUGUGCGACCUCGUCCUGCACAUGUUCUCCAAGGAGUAAAGUCCUGAAGCUACUCCUGCUUUUCCUUCCCAUGAUUCCCUCCUUCUUCACCUGUAACCGGGAGCAAACAAUCCUCUA